This is a messenger RNA of Pichia membranifaciens NRRL Y-2026, 1430 nucleotides long. RefSeq lists its product as hypothetical. NCBI's taxonomy places the organism in Eukaryota, Fungi, Ascomycota, Pichiomycetes, Pichiales, Pichiaceae. The record is from RefSeq and is a predicted model, not a curated record. The transcript has a single exon. The coding region runs from base 56 to 964 and encodes 302 amino acids. Gene Ontology annotation, biological process: protein histidyl modification to diphthamide. Gene Ontology annotation, molecular function: diphthine synthase activity.
CAUAAUACUACUGUUAGGUAAAGAUUUGUAAUUAACGUCCAACUUUUCAUUUACAAUGCUUUAUAUGAUUGGAUUGGGACUUGCCCAUGAAUCUGACAUCACUGUUCGUGGUCUUGCAGCUGUUAAAAAAUGUAAGCGGGUGUACCUCGAAGCUUACACUUCUAUCUUGAUGUCUGCAGAUAAGGCAAAAUUGGAAGAAUUUUACGGCCGUGAAGUGAUAUUGGCUGAUCGUGAAAUGGUAGAAUCUGAGAGUGACAAGAUUCUUGAAAAUGCCGAUGUUGAUGAUGUUGCAUUUUUGGUGGUUGGUGACGUUUUCGGAGCUACUACCCAUACCGAUUUGGCAAUCCGUGCCAGAGAUUUAGGUAUAGCGGUUGAGAGUAUUCACAAUGCCAGUGUGAUGAAUGCAGUUGGUGCAUGUGGCUUGCAGUUGUACAACUUUGGUCAAGCUGUAUCCAUUGUUUUUUUCACCGAAGAUUGGAGACCAGAUUCUUUUUACAACAAAGUUAUGGAGAACAGAAGAAUUGGAUUACAUACCCUUUUAUUACUAGAUAUAAAGGUGAAAGAACCAAAUAUCAAGGAAAUGAUGCGUGGAAGAAUUGUCUAUGAUCCUCCAAGAUACAUGUCCGUUUCAACUUGUUGUGAACAACUUUUAGAAAUCGAAGAAAAAAGAAAAGAAGAAGCUUACACGCCAGAAACACCUUGUAUUGCAGUUUCCAGGCUUGGAUCUCCUAACCAAUCAUUCAAAGCUGCAACUUUGAAAGAAUUGGCUGGCUAUGAUGCUGGUGAACCUUUGCAUUCGGUAGUCAUUCUUGGAAGACAAGUGCAUGACUUGGAAUUGAACUAUCUUUUGGCUUUUGCCGAUGAUAAAGAAGCUUAUAGGAAGUCAGUCAUUGCUGAUCAAGAGUAUUUCAAACCUCCACCGCCACCUCCAGCACCGGAGGAGAUUAUUUCGGAUGAAGAAUGAGUUGAAUAUGAACAAUUUUUCGAAUUUUUGUACUUCAUAACCUAAACUUGCCUUCAUCCUUCCGAGCAGCAAAAAUAAAGAAGUUAUACUAUUUACUUAAUAUAACAAGAAAUUCCUAUGAAAUAAUAUAUACUAUACUUACAGGCAAUAUAAACCCCACUAUUUGAUUAGUCGAUAUCUAAUAAUGGUUUUAAUUUCUUUAUUAAUAACCAGUCUUCCCUCGGCACAGUAUUUCUGAACGCUGGAUCUUUUAAUGUGUCGAUAGAUUUUCUCGUGAUGAGAGAAUAUAGUCCAUCUUUUUCGUCAACAUGUCUACCCCACGUUGGCUGUUGGCCUGAAGGAGGAUCUAAACGCAUUGCUACACCAGCAUUGGUUUGACCUUUUCUGACAGAACUCUUAGAUUCAUGAUUGACUUCCAAAGAAGCAACAGUUCCCAACAACAUUGGUGUUUUUCUACCAGUCAGUG